Molecule: messenger RNA, 3276 nt
Organism: Humulus lupulus (European hop)
Lineage: Eukaryota; Viridiplantae; Streptophyta; Magnoliopsida; Rosales; Cannabaceae
Exons: 3
Coding region: 1-3276 (1091 amino acids)
Source: RefSeq, a predicted model, not a curated record
AUGGUAGACAAAUACACAAGAGAACGCUCACAUAUUCAGUUCGCUCGGGUGCUAGUUGAGAUGGAAGUUACGGAUAACCCUCCUACAAGUAUUCAGUAUAUUAAUGAACAUGGUCAAAUCAUGGAGCAAGGAGUUGAAUAUGAAUGGUUGCCAAUUAAAUGCAAGAACUGUACUAGUUUUGGUCAUUCAAUGACAGAUUGUAGGAAGACUAAGAAUGCUCAGUGGGUCAUGAAGGAAACCAAGUUAAAUAAGGAUGAAAAAGCUCAGAGUUCAGCUGGUUUUAAAGCUGUAGAAUCGAAGGGUACUGAGAUUCAUGUGGAUACUGAUAAGGUUGUCGAUGAGACUAGUUCAGAAGAAGUCAAGACACAGACCGAUAAGGGUGACCUUCUUUUACCAGAUAAGGAGGUUUUAGCUGGGACUAGGGACAUUAAUCAGGCAAGCCAUCUAUGGCACACUCCAAAAAAGGUUGCUGCUCAUUCAAAGGAGGGACAGGGAUCUGGUAAAAAUGCUAAGGUGACUGGGCAAACGAACAAGAGUUUGAACAAAUUUGUUGUGCUCCAAGAGGACCGGUUGAGUGCUAGAAUCUAUACUAAAAUUGAUCAUGUUCUCAUUAAUGAGAAGUGGGUGGACUUAUUUCCUCAAGCUACAGCUAUGUUUAGUUGGGAAGCAUUUUCUGAUCAUUGCUCUUGUCUAGUCAAACUUCAGGUUCAAGAGAAGCUAGGAAUAAAAAUGUUUCGGUUCUUCAAUUACUGGAUAGAGCAUCCAGAUUUUCAUAUUCAGGUUUUAAGAAGUUUGAAUCAGCCAAUUAAUGCAACAGGAAUUCGGGCCAUUUUCCUUAAAAUGCUGAGAUUGAAACACUGUCUGAAAGUAUUUAACACAGAUAAGAUAAGUGACCUGAAGGCUAAAUUCUAUAAAGCUAAAGAGACCUUUCAAGUAGCUCAUUUACAAGCUCAAGCUUAUCCUGAUGUAUUGGAUUUUCAGGAAGCUGAAAAGGAAGCUGCUGAGGCUUAUUCAAAGCGUAAAGCGGAGAAUGGUAUUGUCUCUUUCAUAGCUGAAGAUGGCAAAAUGGUGGAUAAUUUCUCAGAAGUGGUCUCUCAUUAUGUGGGGCAUUUUAGAGACUUUUUGGGCAGCUCUAGUUCGGCCUCGGGGAGUAUUAAUACUCAGAUUGUAGAGAUGGGACCUCAACUAUCAGUUUUGCAGCAAAUGAAACUCCUUAAACCUUUUUCUAGGAAGGAGAUUAGGGAGGCUCUCUUCAGUAUUCCUAUAACCAAGUCUCCGGGUCCGGAUGGGUUUGGUUAUGGAUUUUUUAAAGUAGUCUGGAAUGACAUUGGGGAUGAGGUGUGCGAAGCAAUUACCCACUAUUUUGAAUCAGGUAUUUUCCCUUCUGAGCUCCACGAAAGAACCUUAUCUUUGAUUCCUAAGGUUGCCAAUCCUUCAAGGGUUGUAGAUUAUAGACCCAUCGCUUGUUGCUCAACAUUAUAUAAGUGUAUGUCGAAGCUGAUUUGUAAGAGAUUGGCCGAUAUUCUUCCUGAUCUUAUUCAGCCUAAUCAGGGAGCAUUUGUCAAGGGUCGGUCUAUUGCCCACAAUAUUAUGAUAUUCCAAGAUCUUAUCAAAAACUAUGGGAGAGCUACUACUUCAUCGAGAUGUGCUAUCAAAAUAGACCUCGGAAAGGCCUAUGACACGGUUGAUUGGGUCUUCCUUGAGAACCUGUUGAAAGCUUUGAAAUUUCCUAUGAAAUUUAUUGGUUGGGUCAUGGCUUGUGUAAGGAAUACAUCUUAUUUUCUCUUGAUGAAUGGUAGGAUUCAGGGUAAAUUUAAAGGAGGGAAAGGGCUGAGACAAGGAGACCCCAUGUCACCUUUGUUGUUUGUCAUUAUUAUGGAAUAUUUGACUAGGAGUUUGCAACAAGUUGCUCUUAAUUCACCCUUUCGGUAUCAUCCAAUGUGUAAAGGUAUCAAACUCAUUAAUCUUUGUUUUGCGGAUGAUUUAUUGUUAUUUUGUAAAGGAUGUCUUGCUGCUAUUAGAGCUGUCAAAGGGGUGCUUGAUAGCUUUGCUACAGCCACAGGUCUUUCUAUAAAUUCAGAUAAAUCGCUGGUUUAUUUUGGUGGAGUUUCUAACACAGAAAGAUCUAGAAUUGCUCAUGAGUUAAAUCUGACAGAAGAAUUAUUUCCCCUUACUUAUCUUGGGGUCCCUAUGAGGCCUACAAAAUGGAAGCAUGAAGACUGUGAGGUUAUUCUUCAGAAAUUUCGCUUGAAAAUUCAGAAUUGGGCGAGUAGACACUUGUCUUUUGCUGGCCGGAUUCAACUCAUAAAUUCAAUGUUACUUGGGCUUCAAAACUAUUGGAUGUUUAUCUUUGUUUUGCCUCAAAGCAUAGUUAAGGAAAUUGAGAGGAUAUGUAGGGGCUUCCUGUGGGGUUCAGCUGCGCAGAGAAGUAAAUUACACAUUCCCUCUUGGCAGAAGGUUUGUCUUCCUAAAGCCUAUGGAGGUUUGGGUUUCAGAGAUGGAGCUACUUGGAACCGGGCUGUGUUAGCUAAAUAUGUUUGGGCCUUAUCUGCGAAACCUGAUCUGCUUUGGGUAAAAUGGAUCCAUUCCAUUUAUCUGAAAGGUGCUGACUUCUGGAACUAUGUCUUAAUAGCAGAUUGUAGUUGGUAUUGGCGAAAGCUAUGUCAUCUCCGGGAUCAUUUUAGGCCUGCUGAUAGCAUUUCUGCUGGUGUGCAAGGGAGAUUUAAAUCCACAAGAUUGUACAACAGUCUUUUGGUUCAACAAAGGGAUGAGUUCUACAGAACUAUUUGGAGCAGAAUCAUUCUUCCAAAUCACAGAUUUAUGCUCUGGCAAGUUGUAAAUUCUCAUCUGUUAACUAGGGAUAACCUCAGUAGGAUGCAAGUUCAGCUAGCCUCUGAGUUAUGCCCUGUCUGUGACAGAAUGCAGGAAAGCCACUCCCAUCUAUUCUUUGAAUGUAUCUUCUCUACUCAGCUGGUUAAAUGUAUAUUUGAUUGGUUGGGGUUUGAUGCUUGGCCUCUAGACUAUCACAGCUGGUUGGUGUGGUUGGCAAGGGCCCGAAAAGGAGUUACAGCUGAUAUAGUUAAUCUAGUCUGUGCUGCUGUCAUCUAUAGCAUUUGGAUAAACAGGAAUCAAUGUUUUUAUGAAGGCUAUUCUUCCACGGUUCUGAAGCUAACUCAGGAUAUUAAGUAUACUACUAAAUAUAGGCUAAAUAUAGUGUCUAAAAGACUUGUUUCAGUUAAGGAUCAACUGUACAUUCGGCAUUUACAAUGUAGAUAA